CGGAAACUCCCCUUAGCCCCUUUGGACAACCUGACUAACCAGUGGGACGGGCCCUCCAACAUGUCUCAGAGAAGGACGACCUUUGACCCUCACAGUGGUGAGAACACCCUGUCGGUGGGCCACAAGCUCCCCCGAACCCACAGAGCCAAUAUCAAAGAGAAGAUAUCACAAUGGGAGGGCAAGGAAUCCCCUCAGACAGCCCCAACACCGGCUACCUCCGGCCCUCCCAGCGGUGUGAAGAGGGCAGAAUCUCCGACGAAGCCCAACAGUAAACUCAGCGAGGACCCGAGAGCUGAGGAGGGCAGGAGAAUAACCUGCAAGGAGGAGAAAAAGCUCAGGAAGGAGAAUAUAGGAAAGCUUGGGGAUUCACGGCCUGGUUCGCCUAUCGAGGCUGUGAGACAGCACGCAGGGCGGCUCCUCGACGGCGGCAGUAAAUGCGUGAAUGAAUCCCAAACAAGAGAGGACUGCAGGGAAGUAACCCGCAAGGAAAAACAAAACGUGGGGAAGGAGAACGUAGGAGCACUCCGUGAUUCAAGGCCUGCUUCACCGCUCGAGGUUUCCAAACAGCAGCUAGGGAUGUUGAGGAGAAGUAAUGAUAGCAAUAUGAAAGAGGACAGCACCCGGGAAAAGAGGGCGGUAUUCACUCUCUUUAGAAAGCUGGAGCAGGCGAUGGGGAGCCAUGGCAAAACCCCUUCAGAACUUGGGAACUACUUCAGCCCACCCAGCAGGGACAAGCAGGAGGACGCAAAGACGAAGGAGUCCGAAUCCAUGAUUGGCUUUCGUGACACUUUGAAGUCCUUUGGGACCAGUGAGGACAGAGAGUCGGAAAACGUGUACACCGAGCCUGGGGCGCCCCCCAUCAACCCAGUUCCUAAACCCCAGCGCACCUUCCAACACCCGAACGCCCCCGCCAGUAGGAGCCAGAGGCAGAGGAGGAGUCGGAGGAGCCUCCCCCCACUGCCCUCCAUUUCCCCUCCAACUUCCCUGUCCCGUCCUCUUCCUGGUAACUACCGGAGACCCAGGGCGGACAGACUACGUAACACUGUCAACAGGAAAUCGUUUGAGUUUGAAGACCUGCUGGAGCAUCACAGUCCGUCAGACAGUCUCCCCCUCUCUCAAAAUCUGUCUCAGGAACACCAUUAUGAAGACAUUCCUGAUUCCUCAAAGGAAAAUCCAUAUGAGGACAUUGAGGUGGACAGCCAGUGCUCCCAGCAGUCCAUGCCCUCUUCCCCUGGUGCCGACAUCAAUAAGAUGUCCAGGCCCGGCUUCUUCAGACAGAACUCAGGCAGGAGUUUUAAGCUGCUGGACCUGCGGAGGACCCACCACCGCAACAACAGUGCCGGCAGUGGAGGGGUGUCAUCUCCCCCCCAGCUCAGCCCCCCCUCCACCCCUACCUGCCCUGACCACAUGACCUGGCUCCCCGGCGACCCCUUAUACAGGACCUAUCGAAGAAUACCUACGGUCGUACUAAAGAUCAACAGUAUCUUCGAGGCUCGGACUGGGAAGAAACGUUUGAGACGGGUCUAUCAUUACGUGGAGACCAGUUCAGGCCGAGUUACGGAUGAAAACAGUGACUCCGAGAGUGAAGUGGAAGACAGAGCGAGAGCCCACCAACAGCGUCUGGUGUCAGUUCAGUCAAUUUUGAGCCAGCCAAGCCAGGCCCAGACACGAAGCGACAGCACCAACUCCCGUAACAGCUCAGUGAAGAAGGGCUCAAAGCAGGAUCUGCACCAGCGUCAGCUGUUUGAGUACUUCCUGGUUGUGUCACUGCAGAGGGCCAAGGCUGGCGCCCCCUAUCAGCCGGAGGUCACACAGCAGUUCCCUGUCAAGCUGGAGCGUAGCUUCAAGUUCAUGCGGGAGACAGAAGACCAGCUGAAAAUCAUCCCACAGUUCUGCUUCCCUGAUUCAAAGGAUUGGGAGCCUGUGGAGAAACACCCCAGUGAGAUGUUCUCCUUUGUUUUGACUGGUGAAGACGGGAGCAGAAGGUUUGGAUACUGCCGGCGUUUAUUGCCCAGUGGAAAGGGGAAGCGUCUUCCAGAAGUCUAUUGCAUCGUUAGUCACCUUGGCUGCUUCAACUUGUUCUCAAAGGUGCUAGAUGAAGUGGAGAGGCGUAGGGCUUUGUCUCCAGCCCUGGUACAGCCUUUCAUGAGAGCCAUCAUGGAGGCCCAGUUUCCUGCUCCGGGAAGAACAAUCACCAUCAAAACCUUCCUCCCCGGCACUGGCACGGAGGUGAUGGAGCUGUGUCGGCCCCCUGACUCCCGCCUGGAGCAUGUGGACUUCGAGUGUCUGUUCUCCUGUUUGAGCCUGCGGCUGCUCUUCAGGGUGCUUGGAUCUCUGCUGUUGGAGCGCAGGGUCAUCUUUACCGCUGACAAGCUCAGCACUCUCUCCCAGUGCUGCCAUGCAGUGGUGGCGUUGCUCUACCCAUUUGCAUGGCAACACACCUACAUCCCUGUGUUGCCCUCGGCCAUGCUGGACAUUGUCUGCACUCCCACCCCCUUCAUUGUCGGCCUGCUGUCCAGCUCGCUGCCCCAGCUCACUGAUCUGCCUUUGGAGGAGGUUUUGGUUGUGGAUCUUGGAAAAAGUCGUUUGCUCAGACAGCUGGAUGAUGAAGAUACCAUCCUGCCUCCGAAGCUGCAGUCCGCUCUGGAGAAUGUUCUGGAGAGGAGGAGAGAUCUCGCCAAUGAGAGAGGAGGAGAUUCACCAAAUGACUCUGUCCAUCUCAGCACUGUUGUGUCUGAGGCCUUCGUCCGUUUCUUCUUGGAGCUGGUAGGCCACUAUCCGCUCUUCAUCAUCAGCGAACGGGAGGACGGCUACUCCUCGUCCUCCUCUUCCCCAGUCCCUUGCUCCUUUCAGCACCAGAGCUUCCGUAAAUCAGUACAGUCCAAGAGCGUGCGCCGUUUCCUGGAGGUCUUCAUGGAGACCCAGAUGUUCGGUUGGUUCAUCCAGGAGCGAGAGCUCCAUAAGCAGGCCUUCAGAGGACUCUUUGAGGUGAGGGUGCAGGAGUAUUUGGAGUCCAUCCAGGACAACGAACACCAUAGGGUUAACAGGUUUCUUAAGGGCCUGGGCAAUAAAAUGAAGUUUCUCUCCAAGAAAUGAUACACCGAUGACUGCGCCAGAAGAGACCAGACAAGAAAUUUUAAUAAGAAAUUCAGUAAGAGAAACUCAGCCCACGGGACAAGGGGUAUGGAAAUACAAAUACUGCUGAUGGACAGUAGUUGGCUUUUGCAAGGAUCAAACUUGUGGUCUUUCAGUAGGGGACAUGCUGUCCCACUAUAAGCCAAUGCAGAGAUGUGGAGAACUGCAGAACAGACACGGGAAAAUUAAUCCAUUGAGAAACGUUGUGGCAAACGACUUAAAAUGAUGCAUUGUUUGAGAAAUGGUUCAUCGGUGCUUACAACACAAUGCAUGGGUGUGGUAUAUAGAUUAAAGCUGUAGUAGUAUUGAAAAUCAAUUUUUUUAUUAUCUUUUUUUAUUCCCCAGGGAGAGGUUCUGGGCGCAAGUGAAUUUGGGAACUCUGUGAUAGCAGUAUAUGGUAGAGCCACUAGGGGGCAGUAGAAAGUCUUCACACUUCACCCGCUCCCAGAAGGGAAAGAUAAUGGAUUUCCUGCUCUUAAUUCUUCAGCUUUAUUCUCGUCAUAACAGUGAGAAUGUCAUAAAUGC
Lampris incognitus (smalleye Pacific opah) is the source of this 3660-nucleotide messenger RNA. Its product is annotated as DENN domain-containing protein 2A-like. The record is from RefSeq and is a predicted model, not a curated record. Gene Ontology annotation, biological process: retrograde transport, endosome to Golgi. Gene Ontology annotation, cellular component: actin cytoskeleton. Bases 61 to 3096 code for a protein of 1011 amino acids. Lineage: Eukaryota; Metazoa; Chordata; Actinopteri; Lampriformes; Lampridae. The transcript has 18 exons.